Molecule: messenger RNA, 651 nt
Organism: Linum trigynum
Lineage: Eukaryota; Viridiplantae; Streptophyta; Magnoliopsida; Malpighiales; Linaceae
Source: the annotation of a GenBank genome assembly
AUGCUCGAGGGGAAACAGGGAAGUUCCUUUACCUGGAAAAGCAUAACCAAAGCUAAUCCUAUUCUCCGGAAAGGAUGUGCUUGGAACAUUUCAAAUGGGAAGAACACAAAGUUCUGGACUGACAUUUGGGCUUUGCAGGUACCACUGAGGGAUGUUGCAGUGUCGCCGAUCCCGGAGAUGGAGGCUCAAAAACCAGUAGCUGCUUACAUGAAUGAUGAUGGCCAAUGGCGGGUGGAGCUCUUCCAACAAUGGCUGCCAACGGAUGUCAUGGAUAAGAUCACGGCGAUAGCUACUGAUCCACUCUCCACUGAAGAAGACAGAUUAUGCUGGCAGCCCACCUCUACCAGGGAUUUCACAGCUAAAUCGGCUUACUGGAUUGCCUUUCCUGCGCCCCAGACUACGGAUCAGCAGACUUGGAAAGCAGUGUGGAACCUUCAAGUUCCGGAGCGCGUUAGACACUUCAUCUGGCUGGUUCUUCUCCAUCGCAUCAACACCAACAAAAGGAGGUUCGAAAGGCACAUAGCUCCUAAUCCUUUUUGUCCCAGGUGUGUUAAUGUGCCAGAGACCGAGCUUCAUAUCCUGAGGGACUGCCGGCCUCCCUCUUCUAUUGGACAAGAGAGGUGCCAGAAAAAAACAUGGUGGAUUUCCUGA